Amphimedon queenslandica is the source of this 1480-nucleotide messenger RNA. Its product is annotated as cyclin-dependent kinase 5 activator 1-like. NCBI's taxonomy places the organism in Eukaryota, Metazoa, Porifera, Demospongiae, Haplosclerida, Niphatidae. The transcript has a single exon. Gene Ontology annotation, molecular function: protein kinase binding; cyclin-dependent protein serine/threonine kinase activator activity. Bases 192 to 998 code for a protein of 268 amino acids. The record is from RefSeq and is a predicted model, not a curated record. Gene Ontology annotation, cellular component: cytoplasm; protein kinase 5 complex; growth cone. Gene Ontology annotation, biological process: axon guidance.
GCUGAGAGCUUCAGUGCAUCAACAAUUGUAAUAGUGCGAAAUACAGAAAACUUGGAAGCAAUCGUUCGACAACCAGCGAACAAGGGUAGUGCAAAUCGUUUCUUCCCAUAGUGGCUAUUAGCGCCUUCAGUGAACAUUCACACUUUGAACAAAUAAGGCUAUCUCCUUACCAGACUCCAAGCAGCUUUAUAAUGGGAUCCGGCAUGAGCGUAGAUCAUAGCAAAUCUCGCAGCACAGUCGCUGUUAGUAGAAACGGGAGCAGCAUGGACGUCAAGAACAAACUGAGCCAUGACGUGAAGAAGAUAACCAGCGCCGCAGCCAAACUCAAGUUGGCUGCCGGCUCAAAGAGAAAGGCAGACAAAGAGAAGAUGUCUGGCACAGUCUCAAAUCGUGAUCAGCCUCAAGAGGCUACACCUCAGCCAGAGAAACAACCAGAGCAACAGCUGAGCAAGAAGGAGCAGCUCAUUUUGGAGACUAAACCCGCCACCAAAGCAACAGCGGAACAACUACGUAGGACAGAGAAAAGAUGGACCCUCACUGAUCUCCUUCACUGCCUCGGGACCUACGUCCACCACGAGUGCAAGGGACUCCUUACCAGACCGACAGCUCCAGAGGUAGCCAUGUGGGUAAGGUGCACUGACAAGGCCCUUCACCUCAAUGGCUGGACUGUCAACUCCUUUCUUCUCGAGUCUCACGUGGUGUUCACUUUCAUGCUCUUGCAGAAAGCAUUCGAGAGAUUCGAGGUCCGCACACUAGCAGACGCCAAGGAACUGGUCCUCAUGGCCCUAUACAUCUCCUACACAUACAAUGCCAAUGAGAUCAGCUAUCCACUUCGACCAUUCCUUGUCAAGCAAGACAGAGUCUCCUUCUGGUCCAAAUGCACAGACCUAUCCCUACAUUCGAGCAGUGAAAUGUUAAGAAUCAACAGAGACAACAUCUACUACACUGAACUGGUACAACAACUAAAACGAUACAGCAUCACUCUCACUUACCACUAAACUCGACCUCCCUCCCCCUAUCCCCUCAUUCAUUCAUUCAUUCUUUCGCUCACUCACCGACUGUAACUUAUCAUAAUAGCACGCAGACAAUGACUGUACAGGUACGACGGUAAAUCACGACAAUAUUCACUUAACCCUGCUCGAAUCGAUGGACUCACUUAGCUCUCACUCACUGAUCAAUGCAGUUUACACAGUUUCUCUUCAAAACUAUAGCAAUGAGCAGUUUUUAUCUGCUUUUUAAUUAUUAUCUCAAAACCCAGGUUUUAUUUUCUUUUGUUAUCAGGUAUUAUAGUUCUUCACUCUUUGAGUGUGUACAUAUAUACAUGUCAUUUAUUUGUGUCCUCUGUCUUUUUGUGUGAUCGAUAUAUAUUAUGUUUUUAAGUCCAUAUGUUUUCUGUUGUUUUGUCUUGUAUAUCAGUUUAUUGUUCAUGUCUACUGUGGUUUUGGCAAAUUAUCAAAAAGUUACUCAUUUAAACUUAAAA